GAUGCAAGUGCAUUGAUUAUCAUCGUCUCCUUGAAUAGCCAACUCUUUAAUAAGGCAAUCACAUAGUUUAUCGGAAUAGUUCAUCGUUGGCCUAGGCCUAGUGCACUACGUGUAAAAUGGAGCGCAAAAGUGUGUCAGAAAGUAUUGAAUUUUUUCAAAAAAUUCUACGGCAGUUCGAAAAUGACCCGAAGCUGGAAGUGACUAACUGCACUGAGGAAGCUGGGAGUAAUAUUGGAGAUAAUUAUAUGUCUGUCGUGAUCCGAACGAUUGUGGACGGAAAAUCUGGAAAUGGAAAAAACUACAAAAAAACUCUCUUAACAAAACAUUGUCCUCACUGGCGCCCAACAGCGAAAUUAGUUCGUAAUGCGGAAUUGUUUUUCAAUGAAGCUCAUGUGUACAAAAACGUACUUCCACACUUGAAACAUGUCGCUCCUCCAUGUAUUUACGCGAGUCCCGAUGAGAUUGUUUUGGAGGAUAUGAGAAUAGAUGGAUAUGUCGUACAACCAAGAAGCAAUCUUCUCGACAUGGAACAUUGUACAGCCGUCGUUCAGAAAUUGGCAUUUCUACAUGCAUCAUCUUUGGCCUUGAAGUUAAACAAUCCGUCCCUUUUCACCGAGCUGAUGAUGCCAUUAAAAGAAAUAGCUUUUCCUGAUGAUGACACACCAUCCUUGGGCAAAUCAAUUGAUCAGAGUAUCAGUCUCGCAGUAAAACAUCUAGAAUCACUCGAACAAUCUUCUGAACUGGCCGAUGCAAUCAAACUCUUUGAAUCUAAGGAAAAAGAUAUUUUCGACAUAAUGAAAAAUCUUGUUGUACCAGGGCGUGACAAAUAUAACUCGAUGAGUCAUGGCGAUUGUUGGAACAAUAAUAUUUUGUUCAAACACGAUGCUAAUGGCCACGUGUGUGACGUCAAGCUGAUCGAUUUCCAAAUAGUUCGUCACGCAUCGCCAGCAAUCGAUUUUCACUAUUUCACAUACUCGAGUGCUCAAUCGUACAUUAUUGAGAAACAUUACGAUGAACUUGUACAAAUUUACCAUCGACAUUUUGUCAAAACUUUGAAACAAAUGCAUGUCAAGGAAAUUGACAUACAAGCUCUGUCCUUGGCCUGGUUCAUAAAUGAGCUCAAAGAAUAUGCAGAGUACGGAUUGUUUACAGGUGCAUGGAUUAUCAAUGCAGUGCUAGCAGAAGAUGAGGAUCUCAUCAAUAUGGACGAUCUUGAUCCUGAUGACUUGAAAAGCAAACAUGAUGUUUUUCCGAUCAAAGCAAACAAAGCACAUAGGAUCAAGUGUAUUGUUCUCCACUAUAUGAGGACGUACUUGUAAAUAUACUCAUAAAACAAUCUUAUAGUAAUCUUGCCCAAGUCUGAUCACCUGUACUUUAGUUGACUACGUUUUUAUUUAACUAUGCAUCUUGUUGCCGACACUAGUACAAAGUAUUACAUUGCAGAUUUUGUACAUGUCUAAAAAAAAAAACUUUGCAUUAUGUUCUACUUUAAGAAUUGAGCAAGAAUGUUAAAGACAUGAGCGAGGCUUGCAACAGAUCUGCUCCAAAGGUGUCCUAUUAUACUAUCCCACUUCUGUUCCUUUCACUUUAUUUCUUCUAUUGGUUUAGGAUGUAGGAUCCUGGGGUAAGGUGACGGAGAUAGAACUCUAUUCGAAAAAUACAUCUCGGAUUGCAUGGGGUCCCAUAGGAAUCUCUAUAGAAAGAUGUGAAUAUAUAGUAGAAUCCGUAAGUAUUAAAAUAGGAGUGUGUGAAUUUGCCUAAGAAUCCAUGUAGGAAAUCAUUGGUAUCUGGAUUUCCAUAUAGAAAAUCUAUAUAGUAAACGGUGGGUACCUGGGAACCCAUGUAGGAACUUGAAUGCAUAGAUUUCGUAUGAAAAAUUCAUCGAGGAAUCUGAGUUUCUAUAUAAGUAUUUUGUAGAGAAUCAAGAGUAUCGGGAAUUCUAUAACUAUCGUCUAUUACUACGCAUAUAUAGACAAAAGGACCUAGUAAUAUUCUAUUGGCUGGAUACUUUCUAACAAAAAAAUUGAAACCCUUUAUUCAGUAUUUGUAAUAAAUUUUUGAUUUGUUAAUUAAUUCAAGUAGUAUUACAUCUCUAUAGAAAUUACAAACAAUUUUAAUAAAACACUUCGUUAAGAAUCGUACAAAGGCAUUGUACAUGAAAGCUCAUGUAUGAAUAACAUGACGUUCUAAGUUAAUUUUCCAAAUUCCUAAUCCAAACAAGAUUCCGAUUUUCAACAUGGUGCAGAUUCACAUGCUGGAUUUCUAUUGGAAACCGUGUGAUAAUCCAUCCGAAAUCGUCAAGUUAGAACCCACAGAGGCAUCUAGGCUGGAUUUCUAUAUAGAUGUUUUUGAUAGGGAAGUAAGACACAUAUCUCGGAAAAAAUCUUCAGACUUAACUACGCCUAUUCAUGUAUGACCACGCUUGAUGUCAGAUAUGAUCAUGCCUGCAUUCAGAUCAUCUCUGAAGCGUUAAAUACGUUCAUGCCUGAUCAUGCCUGGUCAGGCAAGAUCAUAUCUGAAGCGUUGAAUAUUUCAGCCCCGAUCAUACGUGGCUAUGUUUGACUAAGCAUGAACAGACGAGAUCAUUUCUGAAGCGUUAAAACACGUUCAGGUACGAUCAUGCAUGGUCAUUUUUUAUCCGGCCUGGAAGGUUAAGAACCCCCAUAUAGAAAGUGUAAUAUAAGACUUCUUGAGCAGAUUUGUCGCAAGUUAUGCGUUAGUCUGCAAGUAAUUUCUUGCACAAGACGUGCUUAAGAUACGCAUAAAUAACUUUACUAACACGUCUUGAGAAAAAAUUUUCUUUUGUAAAAUAUCAUAUGCAAAUCCUACAACAAUCUUGUCUUAGAAUCUUGCAUUAAUAUCUUGUAAAAUAUUGAUAGGUAUAUAAAAACGUAGACGCCUAGGAGUCUUCCGCAAGAGACUUUCAUAAAAAAAGUACAAGACUAUUACAAAACUGUCUUGUAUACUUCAACUUGGGCAAGUCCAUGUUGUAUUUAUCAAAAGAUUCUUGUGAUCGGUGUCUCGACCAGCAGCUUGUGAUGGGAAUUAUUACAUGAGUAUUGAAGUGGUUCAUUACUUUUUAAGAAAUAUUGUUUUUCGAUAGUAUUUAAAAUUGUUACGUUUGUAUUAUAAAAUGUAUAAAAAUAUUUGUUUCAA
Microplitis mediator is the source of this 3156-nucleotide messenger RNA. RefSeq lists its product as uncharacterized. The record is from RefSeq and is a predicted model, not a curated record. The transcript is spliced from 4 exons. NCBI's taxonomy places the organism in Eukaryota, Metazoa, Arthropoda, Insecta, Hymenoptera, Braconidae. The coding region runs from base 117 to 1319 and encodes 400 amino acids.